Molecule: messenger RNA, 1701 nt
Organism: Nematostella vectensis (starlet sea anemone)
Lineage: Eukaryota; Metazoa; Cnidaria; Anthozoa; Actiniaria; Edwardsiidae
Product: lysophospholipid acyltransferase 5
Exons: 17
Coding region: 47-1492 (481 amino acids)
Biological process (GO): lipid modification; phosphatidylcholine biosynthetic process
Cellular component (GO): membrane
Molecular function (GO): lysophospholipid acyltransferase activity; 1-acylglycerophosphocholine O-acyltransferase activity
Source: RefSeq, a predicted model, not a curated record
ACCUCAUUAGCAUAAACAUCGUGUCGAGGCCGAAGUUGAGAUAAAGAUGGCGGCUGUUAUACCAGGUAGUCGCGGUGGUUUUGUAGACUUGGCUCAUCUCGUCACCCUCACUGGGCUGUCAGACCCUGUAUUAAGGCUAAUCUCCUCGCUUCUCAUAGCUUACCCACUUGCACUGUUUUACAGAGUUUUCUUAUACAGGGGAAAUCCUACUGUUCAACAUAUCUUUUUUACAGCAACUGGUUUAUCCAUCACUUACUAUUGUUAUGGCCUAGGAACUACCCAUUCUGUGGUGAACAUUACUCUUUGCUACUUGUUGUUACUGUUUGGAGGACCAACAACCAUUACUGUUGUUCUCUCAUUUAUUUUGAAUAUGGGUUACUUGCUGCUUGGCUAUACUGCCAACGCAACUGGUGAUUACGAUGUGGAUUGGACAACACCUCACUGCGUCUUAUGUUUGCGUCUUAUUAGUUUGACAUGGAAUUAUUAUGAUGGACAUGAACCGAAGGAAAUCCUAUCACCAGACAAGACGACUGCAUUGAAAAAACUCCCCUCCAUUCUAGAGGUGUUUGGCAACUGUUAUUUCUGUGGAGGAUGCGUUGUUGGGCCCCUGUUUCCCAUUAAGUCCUACAUUGACCUUGUAGAAGGCAAACUCAUCGAUAAAAAGGAUGACAACAACUCCUGCAUUCCAGCAGGAUUCCUGCGAUUCCUGGGUGGUAUUGCAUACCUUGGCCUUCACAGUGGUUUGGCUGUAGUCUUCAGUAAUGACUACUUACUCUCAGACAACUUCCAGACCUUUUCCUACUGGAACAAGAUGUGGAUUAUUGGAGUCUGGGGGAGAGUUGCCUUGAUGAAGUACCUUGGUGUCUGGCUAACCUCAGAAGGGAGUUGUAUAAUAUCUGGACUGGGUUACAAUGGUAAGACUGAAGAUGGCAAACUUCAGUGGGAUGGUCUGCGGAAUAUGAAGUUAUCAAUAUACGAAGUGUCAUAUACAUAUCAGCAUAUUGUAGACUCCUUCAAUAUCAACACAAACAAAUGGGUCUUCAAAUACUGCUUUAAGCGUCUCCGUUUCCUUGGCAACAAACAUGUUUCGCAUUUCCUUACGUUGAUGUUCCUGGCACUAUGGCAUGGGAUAUUCAUUGGUUACUUCUUUGCAUUCUUCAUGGAGUUCCUGAUUAUUAUCAUGGAGAAGCAGAUUUUCACCAUGUGUGUGCUGAUAUCCAAGAAGCGUUGGUCUGACCUGACAGCAUUUAGCAAAGCAGUGCUCAUCGCAAUCCAGUGGCCGAUCAGGUUUAAUGGUCUAGGUUACUGUGCAGUACCCUUCUGUCUCUUAUCGUGGGACCGUAUUCACAGGGUCUAUUCCAUCACGUACUACACAGUCCCAGCAGUCUUAGCGACCUGGUUCAUCCUCUACCCGACAGUCAUUGCACCCCUAGUGAAGGCUUUAGCACCACGACCCCCCUCCGAUAAAGAAAAGUUGAAAAAGGCUGAAUAAUCAAGCACAUAAGUUCUCAAAUUUGCUCCAGAGUUUUAAAUGUAAUGUGUCUGUUGGUCCAUUUUUGUAGACUGGUGAAUAUACUAUAUAAUAAUAUUUUUCUCCAUUAAGAUGUUAGAAUCAGUUCAGAGAUAGAUAAAGAAUCCCUAAAGUCUAAACUUGAAAUGAUUAUUCAAUAAAAUCAAACAAACGCUUUUUGGCGGUCGAAA